This is a messenger RNA of Trematosphaeria pertusa, 499 nucleotides long. RefSeq lists its product as uncharacterized. The coding region runs from base 5 to 298 and encodes 97 amino acids. The transcript has 4 exons. The record is from RefSeq and is a predicted model, not a curated record. Lineage: Eukaryota; Fungi; Ascomycota; Dothideomycetes; Pleosporales; Trematosphaeriaceae.
CAUCAUGUCCGACCAGAAUCAGAACGAGCAGAAGGGCUUCUUCGGCACCGCAGCGGGCGGUCUAGGAAACACCCUCGGCUCCGCAACCGACACCGUGGGAAAGGGCGUCUCGGGCGUGACCAACACCACCGGCAACGCGGUCUCUGGCCUGGGCAAGGGCGUUGGGGAUACCUUGACGGGGGUUACUGGCGGGUUGGGCGAUACCACGAAGGCGGCUGGCAACACUGUCAGCGAUACGACGAAGAAGGGUGGCGAGGCGGUUGGCAUGAAGAAGAAUGAGCCGGGAAACCAGCAGUAGAUCUGCUGCACGGUAUUUGGGGAGAGAAAGGGAUGAGAUGUUUUGGGACGUGGCAAGGCUGCGAGUGACACCAUGGAUUCGCCAUGGAUGUGAAUGGGUAAUGCUUAUGAGCAUGAAGACAGUGCUAUUCGAGGCAGCAAAAAAUGAAAUAAAUUGAGACCCACGAACCGUACUAAUUUGCGUGGCGACGUAAAGAGAUAG